ACAUCUUCCUGGGGAGGAGAAGCUGAGUAGAGCUUUGCACUCAGCGAACUUCAGUUUCCUUAUCGGCCCCGUGACAUCAUCUCUACCCUGGAAAUUCCACUCAUCCUCCUGCGUCCCCACCUCUUCUCCAGGCCCCAUUGUCCCUAUAAAGAGAGGUUCCCAACUCCAUACCAGCACAGAACACAGUCUGGGUUCUGAAGCUUCUGGGUUCUGCAGUCUCAGCUCCAGGAAAGCCUCUCCUCUGCCAAGACCAUGAAGCUCUGUGUGACCGUCCUUUCUCUCCUCAUGCUAGUGGCUGCCUUCUGCUCUCCAGCUCUCUCGGCACCAAUGGGUUCAGACCCUCCCACAGCCUGCUGCUUCUCCUAUACCCUGCGGAAGAUUCCUCGCAACUUCGUGGAAGAUUACUAUGAGACCAGCAGCCUCUGCUCCCAGCCAGCCGUGGUAUUCCAAACAAAAAAGGGCAGACAGAUCUGUGCCAACCCCAGUGAUCCCUGGGUCCAGGAGUACAUGGAUGACCUGGAGCUGAACUGAGCCACUCCAGGUACCGGAGCAGGAAGUCUCUCGGGAAGGUCACCUAAGCCCAGACACUUCUCAGAGAAAUGCACCUUCUCCACGUACAAGACUCCUCCCAGUAUUCCCUGCUUCUUCUCUUAAUUUAGUCUCUAUUAUCUGCUGUGUUACUGUACUGGUAUUAUUUCUAUUAUUUAUGUUUGUUUUGGUGAAGGACAUAUAUCCCCCAUGGGGAUGAUGUAUCACCAUUGUUUCUCUGCUAUUGUGGAUCCAUGGAUGAUGUAUUUGAUUCCAUGUGUUUAUUUUGAAACAAAGUUUUCAUAAUAAAACUUUUUAAAAAUGUA
Choloepus didactylus (southern two-toed sloth) is the source of this 854-nucleotide messenger RNA. Its product is annotated as C-C motif chemokine 4. Lineage: Eukaryota; Metazoa; Chordata; Mammalia; Pilosa; Megalonychidae. The transcript has 3 exons. Gene Ontology annotation, biological process: immune response; inflammatory response; chemokine-mediated signaling pathway. Gene Ontology annotation, molecular function: chemokine activity; CCR chemokine receptor binding. Gene Ontology annotation, cellular component: extracellular region. The coding region runs from base 253 to 531 and encodes 92 amino acids. The record is from RefSeq and is a predicted model, not a curated record.